AAAAUUUUUUUCGACAAUAUAGUACCAUCUUUUUGAAUAGUGCUAUGAUUUCCGGAACAGUGAAACAUGUUAUUCAUUGUGUUUGCCUUAUUGGUCUCAUAGUAUUAAGUCAAAUGUUUAUGGUCGUACCAGAUAAUUUUACUGAAGACUGGACAGAAUGUGAUACUGCUAGGUUGAUAAUAUUUUGGAUUGCAAAGUUGGCUACGUUUGGCACUAUUCCACAACUAUCUUUUAUAUUCUUAGGUAUGCUACUGUAUAAUUCUUUUUCGGAAAAUGUAGCACCAAAAGGACCAUUUCCAUUGGCACCGUUUAUAUGCUUUCGAGUUGUGACACGAGGCGACUUUCCUCAAUUAGUACAAAACACUGUCAAACGAAAUCUCGAAACAUGUCUUUCGGCAGGCCUUAAAUCUUUUUGCUUUGAUAUUGUUACGGAUAAGUUAAUUAACAUUACGCCAAGUGGGCAGGUAAGAGAAACGGUAGUACCAUCUACAUAUAAAACAAAAACUGGCGUUUUAUAUAAGGGAAGAGCUUUGCAAUACUGUCUGGAACAGGAUGUAAAUUUUUUGGAAGAUGAUACUUGGAUUGUUCACUUAGAUGAAGAGACAGUAUUAACGGAAAGUUCUAUUAAUGGGAUUGUAGCGUUUGUAAUGAAUGGAAAACAUAAGUUUGGACAAGGAACUAUAACGUACGCAAAUGAACAAAUUGUAAGUUUGGCAUGCACCUUAAUGGAUUGCGCAAUAAGAGUUGCAGAUGAUUUAGGUAAACUGAAAUUUCAGUUGAAAUUUUUUCACAAGAUGCUAUUCUCCUGGAAAGGAUCAUUUAUGGUAGCACAGGCAGGAGCUGAGAGAAAUGUAGGAUUUGACCACGGAGUUGAAAGUUCAUUAUCUGAAGACUAUUUUUUCGGAACACAAGCUCUUAUUAGAGGCUACAGCUUUGAUUUUAUAGAAGGUGAAAUGUGGGAAAAAUCACCUUUUACUUUUAGGGACUAUAUAAAACAAAGAGCUCGUUGGCUACAAGGAACAUAUCAAUACGCAACAUCAAACCGAAUUCCAGGAAGAUACAAAAUCCUUGCAUAUAUUGUGUUUAGCGUCUGGGUAUCUGUACCGAUUUUAGGUAUAAACGGGAUUCUCACGUCGUUUAUGCUUACUCCAUAUUACCCAGUUUGUGAAAGAAGUAGUUUGUUAUUAUAUAUAAUCCUCCUAUACUUUUACUUCUUCGGCAUCUUACAUUCAUUUAAGAAAUUUGGUUUUAUGAGAAUCAUUUUAUAUUUUGCAAGUUUUAUAAUUAUGCUACCAAUUUUUCUUGUUCUUGAUAGUCUGGCUGUAUUUAAGGUCCUUUUUAUAAGCACAAACACAUUUCAAAUUGUAGAUAAAAGUUUAGAACAGACAAAAGCUAACAUUGUAUGACAAUAGUAUAUAUAAUAAAUAUAUGUAACUGC
Diabrotica virgifera virgifera (western corn rootworm) is the source of this 1438-nucleotide messenger RNA. Its product is annotated as beta-1,4-mannosyltransferase egh-like. The record is from RefSeq and is a predicted model, not a curated record. Lineage: Eukaryota; Metazoa; Arthropoda; Insecta; Coleoptera; Chrysomelidae. Gene Ontology annotation, cellular component: cytoplasm. The transcript is spliced from 4 exons. Gene Ontology annotation, molecular function: beta-1,4-mannosyltransferase activity. Bases 45 to 1406 code for a protein of 453 amino acids.